This is a messenger RNA of Maniola jurtina (meadow brown), 963 nucleotides long. RefSeq lists its product as uncharacterized. The record is from RefSeq and is a predicted model, not a curated record. The transcript has 3 exons. The coding region runs from base 276 to 896 and encodes 206 amino acids. Lineage: Eukaryota; Metazoa; Arthropoda; Insecta; Lepidoptera; Nymphalidae.
UUGAAAGCAUUUAAAUAAUAUUCAAAUUGUAAUCUGUAAUUUAUUUCCGCCAGGGAGGACCUUUGGGACCUUUUAAAUAAAAUAUGCAUAUCAGUAUUCAGUAAUCAAACGUCGAUUUACGGAAAACUGGAAGCAGAUAUAAAUUCACGAAUUUAAAAUAGAUACGCUGUUCACUAAAUUACAUACAACAAACACAAUCCAUUUGUAAUAGUGGAAAUAGAAACAAACAAAACUAAAAAUAAUUUGUCAAAACGAAAUUACAAAGGAGCGAAAGGAUGCUGCCAAUACUUUUCUUCACUUGGCUGGUCACCCUGCCAAUCGCUUCUGGCAUAAUCAAUUGCCGCACAGCCUGCCGGCAUUGUAGGGAGAAGCUGGAACAUCCAGAAAUGCUGGAAGUGUAUUGUGCAAUGUGUGACGAGUGUAAUGAGAGGAGAAGGGAGUGGUUGGGCGGACCUCCGAAUUUACUGAGAGUCGAAAAGAAUGAGGAGUAUUUGACGAAUGAUGGACAGCAGGAUUCGCAAGAUGAAUGUGAAACAACACCAAUCGACGAGUCUUGCGAACAACCUCAACUCUUAACCCAAACACUUACUACUACAGCUUCCACCACGACUACUUCAACUACUACCCGUAAACCCUGCACUCCAAAGCCUUGUACAGCAACCAUACCAUGCCAAAGCAUAGCAUGCCCCAUACCAAUGGCCAUACCAGUAUGUCCAAUGUGUCCUAUGCAAAUGACUGGAUCUUUCUACACUGUGGCAGCUUUACCGUCAAGUAUGGGUGAAUUAACAGAGGUUACUCCAAAAAAAAUGACAGGGAGGUCGGCUACUUCAGAAUUGUAUUUUUAUCUUGGUGUACCCAAGAAGUUAUUGAAACAAUUACAACUGUCAGGAUCUUAGGUGUCUACUACAAAUUGGCCAAAAUCCCAAUCCACGGACACGUACUCGUACGAAGCGAUUUGAGUCC